CUCCGUUUCCACCCCUCUGGUAAGUUUUUUUUCUGUCACAAUUCCGCGCUCCCGCUCUCCCGGCUAACUCCCCCGCUCUUACAGUCAACCUGUCCAUCCUCAAGUUCCUCGGUUUCGAGCAGAUCUUCAAGAAUGCCCUGACCGGCCUCAGCAUGGGUGGUGGUAAGGGUGGUUCCGACUUCGACCCCAAGGGCAAGUCCGACAACGAGAUCCGCCGCUUCUGUGUCUCCUUCAUGACCGAGCUGUGCAAGCACAUCGGUGCCGACACUGACGUGCCCGCCGGUGAUAUCGGUGUCACCGGCCGUGAGGUCGGUUACAUGUUCGGCCAGUACAAGAAGAUCCGCAACCAGUGGGAGGGUGUCCUCACCGGUAAGGGUGGCAGCUGGGGUGGUUCUCUCAUCCGUCCCGAGGCCACCGGUUACGGUCUGGUCUACUACGUCCAGCACAUGAUCCAGUACGUCUCUGGCGGCAAGGAGUCCUUCAAGGGCAAGCGUGUCGCCAUCUCUGGCUCUGGCAACGUCGCCCAGUACGCUGCCCUCAAGGUCAUCGAGCUCGGCGGUACCGUCCUCUCCCUGUCUGACUCCAAGGGCGCUCUGGUCGCCACGGGUGAGGCUGGCUUCACUCCCGAGGAGAUCGCCCAGGUCGCCCAGGUCAAGGUUGACCGCAAGCAGCUCACCGAGCUGGCCACCACUGACGCCUUCAAGGCCAAGUUCAAGUACCUCGAGGGUGCCCGCCCCUGGGUCCACGUCGGCAAGGUCGACGUCGCCCUCCCCUGUGCCACCCAGAACGAGGUCUCUGGCGAGGAGGCCAAGGCCCUGAUCGCCGCUGGUGCCAAGUUCAUCGCCGAGGGUUCCAACAUGGGUUCCACCCAGGAGGCCAUCGACGUCUUCGAGGCUCACCGUGAGGCUAACAAGGGUGCCGAUGCCAUCUGGUACGCCCCCGGUAAGGCCGCCAACGCCGGUGGUGUCGCCGUCUCCGGUCUCGAGAUGGCCCAGAACUCCGCCCGCCUCAGCUGGACCGAGGAGGAGGUCGACAACAAGCUCAAGUCCAUCAUGGAGGACUGCUUCUACAACGGUCUCAACACCGCCAAGGAGUACGUCACCCCUGCCGAGGGUGUCCUCCCCUCCCUCGUUGCCGGUAGCAACAUUGCUGGUUUCAAGAAGGUCGCUGCCGCCAUGCACGACCACGGUGACUGGUGGUGAGGGCCAUCCGAACAGCACUGGUUUGCUGAUCCCUCUCUUCCCUUCUUGACUUGAUACAUAUUUUUUUUUUUCUCUUCUUUCUCAAUAUAGAGAUAUAGACAUAUCUCUUUCAUGGACUAUAUAUACCUCCUGUUGGCGUGGAGCCGUGUGUUUUGGCAUUGGUACUUCUAGCGAUAUAUUUUGGCCUUUCGGUUAGCUACGGAAUGAAAAAUGAAUAUAGAUGAUUACGAUCAUAAA
Molecule: messenger RNA, 1439 nt
Organism: Paecilomyces variotii
Lineage: Eukaryota; Fungi; Ascomycota; Eurotiomycetes; Eurotiales; Thermoascaceae
Product: glutamate dehydrogenase
Exons: 1
Coding region: 153-1202 (349 amino acids)
Cellular component (GO): cytosol
Molecular function (GO): L-glutamate dehydrogenase (NADP+) activity
Source: RefSeq, a predicted model, not a curated record